Molecule: messenger RNA, 507 nt
Organism: Pocillopora verrucosa
Lineage: Eukaryota; Metazoa; Cnidaria; Anthozoa; Scleractinia; Pocilloporidae
Product: D(1B) dopamine receptor-like
Biological process (GO): chemical synaptic transmission; G protein-coupled receptor signaling pathway, coupled to cyclic nucleotide second messenger
Cellular component (GO): plasma membrane; dendrite
Molecular function (GO): G protein-coupled serotonin receptor activity; neurotransmitter receptor activity
Source: RefSeq, a predicted model, not a curated record
AUGGCGGCACUCUCACAAAUGCAAAGAUCGAUAACGCUUAAAAGAGCAUAUACAGUCUUCGUUUUCACUGUCGGCUUCGUAUUACCAACUAUUUUGAUACUGACAAUGUACACAAAGAUCUUCCGAACUGCAAGUUCGCUGGUUCGUAGAACCCCAAGCUUGGACACGGCAGAAGCCGUUGCGUGCAAAGUCCGUGAAGAGCGAAAGGUUGCCUUGACCUUCAGCAUUUUAACAGGUUUGUUCCUCAUGGCAUGGACGCCUUUCUUUGUUCUUUCAAUGCUGGCUGAGUUCUGUGCAGGCUGUUUGCCUAAAGGAGACGGUAUGACUGCGUUAGUGAUAUUCGUAAAAUGGAUGCAUUAUUCAAACAGCGCAGUGAAUCCGCUGGUUUUUAUCGUCAGACACAGCGAAAUGCGGAAACGUGUUUUUAAGCUAUUCGGAGUCAGUAUAAGGAGAGAACGUAAACAAAACACUUCUUCGUCCAACAAAAUGGCUGACACGCCACUGUGA